AUGGAUAGGUCUCAUGAUGUUCAUUUAGCCAUUGAUAUAUUAUCAAAGAAUUUACGGCCAUUAAUCACGGAUAGUAUUCCAAAGUUUUAUGAAAAUAUUAUGAAGCAAUGUUGGGAUAAAGAUCCAUCAAAAAGACCCGAUGCAACAAAAUUAGUGUCAUUAUUUGAUGAGAUCAUAGAAUUAAGUAAAGAUAUUGAUAAAUCACAAACUUUAAUUAUGUUAAAUAACUUACAACAAAUAUCCAAAAAAGUAGUCAAACUUGAGGAAUUUGAAAAAGACGAAGCAGGUACAUUAUUAAAUCAGUCAUUAUUAGAUCAUUCAUUUACUCGAAAUGAAUUUUAA
Messenger RNA from Racocetra fulgida, 342 nucleotides. The record is from the annotation of a GenBank genome assembly. Lineage: Eukaryota; Fungi; Glomeromycota; Glomeromycetes; Diversisporales; Gigasporaceae.